ACAAAGGAGAGAAGCACGGAACUAUCACUGCCAGGAAAUGUCCAUGCCCCCUACCCUCUGGAAUCUUCCAUACUCUUCUAUUGGAGCUACUUAUGUUUGAAGAUGGUCUUCAUUCCUGUGAAGCACUUCCUUCCCUACCCCUCUCUCCUCAGCAAGCCCAUAUAAUUCCCCUUUGCCCAUCUUUCUAGGGUAUUGAUACUAUAGAUUUUUGUUAAUUCCGGUUUAGAGUUUGCAUUUAUGACUGUGUUAUUUAUAGCUGCAUUCUAUGUAUACUGUACUCAGGCAGGCCUUCGGGACUGUUCCACAAGGCACUGCUCUUACCACAGGAAAGACACUCCAUCUGUGUAGUUCCAUAGACCUUCCCAGUGGGCUGGGAUAUGGGGUGGACGACAGUGACGUCGCUGAUUUUCACUGCCCUCUCUUUCUCCCAUAGAAUUAAACUAAUCUGAGACUCGUUAACAAAACUUUUUUUUUUAAAAAGAGGGAAUAUGAUUUACAACAGGACAUAAACUAUUUUUAUGGUUGUAUCUCAAGUUUCAAAAGUUACUGUAAAAAGUUUUAAAUAAAUGUUAAUGAAAUUGCCUAGCAACAGAUUUCUUAGAAUAUAUCUCCUUUGUUAAAUGAAUGACAUGUGAUGUACAUUAAAGCGACUAUAAAACAUGUAGUAUUGCAAAUACAGAAGCUAGGGAAGAGUUUGUGCGGCCAGUGUCGUGACUCAGUAGGGAAAGGCAUCUGCUCCCAAACCUGACAACUUGAAUUGUGUCCCCAGGACCCCAAUAGCGGAAGGAGAUAACAGAUUUGGGCAUGUCGGCCUUGGCUGUGGCACACAUGUACACUUAUGCUAAAGGUUCAAACCGUAACAGCACAACUUGUGCUUACCUGCAGCUUCAUGAAGAAAACUUUGAAGUUACUACGCUCCGGAUUGAUGUCACCACUGAUGGAAGACAUGCAGAGGUAGAAUUCACAACCGACUGGCAGAAAGAUGCUGAACGAAGAGAUCUCACGAUAAAUUCUAUGUUUCUAGGUUUUGAUGGUACACUGUUUGAUUACUUUAAUGGUUAUGCAGAUUUAAAAAAUAAAAAGGUUCGAUUUGUUGGACAUGCUAAACAGAGAAUUCAGGAAGAUUAUCUUCGAAUUUUAAGGUAUUUCAGGUUUUAUGGCAGAAUUGUCGACAACUCUGGUGACCAUGAGCAUGACCAUGAGACUCUAGAAGCAAUUGCAGAAAAUGCCAAAGGCUUGGCUGGAAUAUCAGGAGAGAGGAUUUGGGUAGAACUGAAGAAGAUUCUUACUGGUGACCAUGUAAACCAUUUGAUCCACCUGAUCUAUGACCUUGAUGUGGCUCCUCACAUAGGUUUACCUGCUAAUGCAAAUCUAGAAGAAUUUAACAGAGUCAGUAAAAACGUUGAAGGCUUUUCACCAAAACCAAUGACUCUUUUGGCCGCUUUAUUCAAAGUACAAGAUGAUGUCACAAAACUGGAUUUGAGAUUGAAAAUUUCAAAAGAGGAGAAAAACCUGGGUUUAUUUAUAGUUAAAAACAGGAAAGACUUGGUUAAAGCAACAGAUAGUUCAGAACCAUUGAAACCAUAUCAAGACUUUGUUAUAGAUUCUAGGGAACCGGAUGCAACUGCCCGUGUUUGUGAGCUGCUGAAGUACCAAGGAGAGCAUGGUCUUCUCAAGGAGAUGCAGCAGUGGUCUGUCCCACCAUUCCCUGUGAGUGGGCACGACAUCAGGAAAGUGGGCAUUUCUUCAGGGAAGGAAAUUGGGGCCCUGCUACAGCAGUUGCGUGAACAGUGGAAGAAAAGUGGUUACCAAAUGGAAAAAGAUGAACUACUAAGUUACAUAAAGAAGACCUAAAAAAAUGAGCUCUAUAUGAAACAGUGCAAAGUCUUGAAGCUUCGUUUAAGACUAAAGGAAGAGUCAACAACAAAAAAAAUUAAACAGCCGUAUUACCCGGGAAACCAGCUGUGCACUGUAGAAGGCCGGCCUAUCAGAUUCAGGUUGGAAGCUUUAUACACAGUCAGUGUCUCAUGUACAUAUCCAUGAGGAUUCACAUAUGCUGCCAUAGGACCACAUAAAGAUAAACUGCAAACAAAGAAACAAUGUGGAGAAUAAGACUAUGAAAAGAAAAAGUAAUUCCAGUUUUUUACUUAUUUGGGAUAUAAGUUAUGCCUCAAUUUUAGGUAUUAUACAGUACUUUGUGUAAAAUGUUAAGACCAGUAUACAGGAGUUCGGGAGACAUUCUAUUGGCUUGAAAAUAUUCUUUGAUGAUUCAAAGGGAAAUAUACCAGUGUUUACAAAGCCAAGCCUAGUGAGGUCAGGUUUUUAUCUUUGGGACAGGCUUUACCCAGAUUAUCAGUUUCCUUACCUUCUUGAGUUAUAAUUCUAAUGAGUUCAUGUUUGACAGCAUUAGCACAUAUUCAGAGAGAGACCUACUCAAUUUUGGUCCUGUGUAGCAGAACUAGCUGAAAUGUAAUGCUUGAAGGAUGUCUCUAAACAAAUAUUAAGGGGAAAAACAUUGGAUAGAUAGUAGAGAUGUUUCCAGGCUGGAAGACAGCCUUCCCUGUGUUUAUGUUCUUUACUGAAUAUAUUUUAGGCACUGGAGGAAAUACAGAAAUUGGAACCACAGAAUUCUGAAAGGAAAGUUGGAAAUAUUGAUAGAUUAAAAAUAUAAUAAAGAUCUUACCUAAAUAUUU
Molecule: messenger RNA, 2693 nt
Organism: Grammomys surdaster
Lineage: Eukaryota; Metazoa; Chordata; Mammalia; Rodentia; Muridae
Gene: Trnt1
Product: tRNA nucleotidyl transferase 1
Exons: 8
Coding region: 805-1854 (349 amino acids)
Biological process (GO): RNA processing
Molecular function (GO): RNA binding; nucleotidyltransferase activity
Source: RefSeq, a predicted model, not a curated record